ACCACCAGUCGCCGGCGCGCCGCCGCCUCCUCCUCAACUACUACCCGACGGAGGACACACCAACCCUAGGGUUUCCCCUCCCGCACCGCCGCCGCCGCAUGCAGCCCUCCACCGAUCGACGCCGCGGCAACCCCGCCGCCUCCUCCUCCCGUGGCGUAUGGCGCCCCCGAUCCGCCGCCGCCCCUACUGCCUCCGCCGCCGCCGACCACCAUCCGAUCCCAACAUAUGUCGCCCCCCAACAUGACAACACCGCCCCCAUACUGCCCCUCCCCAACCCGGGCUCCGACGCGCGUCCGAACCGCCGACGCCAGCGCCGCCCGAACCCCAACCCCAACCCCAACAACAACCUCCGCCAAACCCCGCCGCAGGAGAGGCCUCCGUCCAACCACACCAACAGCAGCAGCAGCCACCGCCGCACCCGGGGCGGACCUCCGCCCGUGAACACGAGUGCCCCUGCGCCGGCAGAUGCCCCCGCCCCCGCUCCUCCAGCGGCGGUGCCGCAGCUGGUGCAGGAGAUCCAGGACAAGCUGGCGCGGGGGACGGUGGAGUGCAUGAUCUGCUACGACAUGGUGCGGCGGUCCGCCCCCGUCUGGUCCUGCGGGAGCUGCUUCUCCAUCUUCCACCUCCCCUGCAUCCGCAAGUGGGCGCGCGCCCCGGCCUCCGUCUCCGGCGCCUCCGACCCGUCCGCCGCCUGGCGCUGCCCCGGGUGCCAGUCCGUGCACGACGUCCCCGCGCGCGACAUCGCCUACACCUGCUUCUGCGGCCGCCGCCGCGACCCCCCCAGCGACCACUUCCUCACCCCGCAUUCCUGCGGCGAGCCCUGCUCCAAGCCCCUCGGGACCGCUGCCAAGGCCGCCUCCCCCGACGACGACGAUGCCACCAGGUGCCCGCACGUCUGCGUCCUGCAGUGCCACCCUGGGCCAUGCCCACCCUGCAAGGCGUUCGCGCCGGAGCGGCCGUGCCCAUGCGGCAAACAGUCCAUCGUGCGGCGGUGCGCGGACCGGAGCACUCCUGUUACAUGUGGGCAGCAGUGCCAGCGGUUGCUCCCCUGCGGGAGGCACCGCUGCGAGAAGGUCUGCCACACCGGGCCUUGCGGGGACUGCCAGGUUAACUUCUCCGCGCAGUGCUUCUGUGGUAAGAAAACAGACACCUUGCUGUGCGGCGAGAUGGCGGUGAAGGGGAAGCUGUCGGAGAAGGAUGGGGUGUUCUCUUGCAGUGAGGUUUGCGGCAACGGUUUGGCGUGUGGCAAUCAUCGCUGCCAGGACGUUUGCCACCCGGGGCCGUGCGGGGAGUGCGAGCUUGUGCCAGGGAAGGUCACCACGUGCCAUUGUGGCAAGUCGGGGCUGCAGGAGAAGAGGGCGAGCUGUUUGGACCCGAUCCCCACCUGUGACAAGGUCUGCGACAAGAAGUUGCCGUGCGGGGUUCAUAGGUGCAAGGUUACAUGUCACGAGGGGAAGUGUCCACCAUGCUUGGCGCGCGUCGAGCAGAGGUGCCGCUGUGGCUCAUCAAGUAGGAUGGUGGAGUGCUACAUGCUGUCGAUGGAAGAGUUCCGUUGCAACAAGCCUUGUGGCCGCAAGAAGAACUGCGGGAGGCACAGGUGCAGCGAGUGGUGUUGCCCAAUGUCGAAGCCGUUUGCUCAGCAUGAAGGUGACAACCUGGAUCCCCAUUUCUGCCAGAUACCAUGUGGCAAGAGGCUCCGUUGUGGGCAGCAUGGCUGCCAGCAUCUCUGCCACAGCGGUCACUGUGAUCCUUGCCGUGAGACCAUAUUCAAUGAUCUCAGUUGUGCCUGUGGCAGGACAUCUAUUCCGCCGCCACAGCCUUGCGGCACACCAACUCCAUCAUGCCCACACCAGUGCAUGGUCCCUCAGCCUUGUGGGCAUCCAGCUUCGCAUCAAUGCCAUUUUGGGGACUGCCCACCUUGUGUUGUGCCAGUGAUGAGAGAAUGCACUGGGGGGCAUGUGAUGUUAAGGAACAUCCCUUGUGGUUCAAAGGAUAUCAGAUGCAACCAGCCCUGUGGAAAGAACCGUCAGUGUGGACUGCAUGCUUGCGCCAGGACUUGCCAUCCUUCGCCUUGUGAUCCACCGCCUGCAAAUGGAGAUGCUAGUUCAAGCUCUGGCAGCAAAGUUUCAUGUGGACAGUUAUGUGGUGUACCAAGGAAGGAGUGCAAGCACACUUGCAAUAGCCCAUGCCACCCAUCAUCACCUUGCCCAGACGUGAGAUGUGAAGUCCGUGUGUCUAUCACAUGUUCUUGUGGCCGUAUCGCUUCAACUGUGCCCUGCAGUGCUGGUGGAUCCUACAAUGGUGAUAAUAUGUUUGAUAUUUCCAUCAUACAGCAGCUGCCGAUGCCUCUCCAACCAGUGGAAUCAAAUGGGAAGAGGGUACCUCUUGGGCAGAGGAAAUUUUGCUGUGACGAGGAGUGUGCAAAAGUGGAGAGGAAAAGGGUCCUUGCUGAUGCUUUUGAUAUUACACCGCCCAAUCUGGAUGCGUUGCAUUUCGGUGAGAACUCAAAUGCGUCGGAGUUGCUUUCUGAUCUUUUCCGUCGUGAGCCAAAGUGGGUGCUGGCCAUAGAAGAGAGGUGCAAAUUUCUUGUGCUUGGGAAAACAAGAGGAAAUUCCUCAAGCAACAUCAAGGUCCAUGUCUUCUGUCACAUGACGAAGGAUAAGAGGGAUGCUGUCAGGCUCAUUGCAGAUAGGUGGAAGCUGUCUGUUCAGGCGGCUGGUUGGGAGCCCAAGCGUUUUGUUACCAUUCAUGUCACACCCAAGUCGAAGGCACCUGCUCGUGUUCUGGGCUCCAAGGCUGGUAUCCCUGUCUCAGCUUCCCAUCCUUACUUUGAUCCCAUUGUGGACAUGGAUCCGAGGCUUGUUAUUGCAAUGCUGGACCUGCCAAGGGAAGCUAACGUUAGCUCUCUAGUCCUGAGGUUUGGUGGGGAGUGUGAAUUGGUUUGGCUGAAUGACAAGAAUGCCUUGGCGGUCUUCAGUGAUCCAGCUAGAGCCGCGACAGCGCUGAGGCGGCUAGACUAUGGAUCUGCUUACCAGGGUGCUGCAAUGUUUUGCCCAAGCAGCACCACUCAAGCUUCAUCAUCAGGCAAUGUGUGGGUUGGAGCACAGAGGGACGGAGUAUCGGCUGCAAAGACAAGUGCAAAUCCAUGGAAGAAGGCUGGUGCCUCUGAGUCUGACCCAUCUGGAGACUGGACAGUGCUUGGUCAUUCUCCAGGGACAAGUGUGCUUGGUCAAGCUCCAGGGUCAGUGUGGAGGCAUGCUGACAUUCCUGGUCAGGUCAUGGGUACGAACAGAUGGAAUGCUCUGGAGUCUCCUUCUGCUACAAGCUCUGGGCCAAAUGACAAGCGCAAGCCGCUUCCUCGCACUGAUGCUGGAUCCUCCAGCACUUCUGUUCCUCGCGUUGGUGCUGGGUCCAGUGCAGCACAGAGCGCUGGGCAAGCAGUGCCCAAGCUGCAGCCAGACUUCGAAGUGGAAGACUGGGAAGAAUCAUGUGAGUGAUGCAGGCAGAGGUGGUUUGGUCUAGAUGGCUUGUUUUAUCCAGAUGCCAUUUUCUCUCAUUUUCUUUUGGCUAAUAUAUGAUGUACUAUAUCGAUACUCAUAUUCUGUCAAGUAGGUUCCUGGUUGUUGCCUGUUGACUACUAAUGAUUUUGUCACUGUGGCAAUCAAUCCUUCUGUAAGGCUGCUGCUUCUUUUGCAGCCAUUCAUUUGAACUAAGAAGAAGAUGCCAUAAAUUUACCUUCGCUGGUC
Molecule: messenger RNA, 3746 nt
Organism: Lolium rigidum
Lineage: Eukaryota; Viridiplantae; Streptophyta; Magnoliopsida; Poales; Poaceae
Product: NF-X1-type zinc finger protein NFXL1-like
Exons: 1
Coding region: 99-3497 (1132 amino acids)
Biological process (GO): regulation of DNA-templated transcription
Cellular component (GO): nucleus
Molecular function (GO): zinc ion binding; DNA-binding transcription factor activity, RNA polymerase II-specific; RNA polymerase II transcription regulatory region sequence-specific DNA binding
Source: RefSeq, a predicted model, not a curated record